Messenger RNA from Pieris brassicae (large cabbage white), 1301 nucleotides. RefSeq lists its product as uncharacterized. The transcript is spliced from 2 exons. The coding region runs from base 115 to 501 and encodes 128 amino acids. The record is from RefSeq and is a predicted model, not a curated record. NCBI's taxonomy places the organism in Eukaryota, Metazoa, Arthropoda, Insecta, Lepidoptera, Pieridae.
AUUGACAUCGUUACGAUAGAAAUCAAAUUUCAGGAUUAAAUCGUACAUAAUGUGAGAUUAUCAGUUUUCCUACAUUUUCCUCAUACUUAUAAUCGAAAACUGGAACUUAUAGCAAUGGACGAACUUCUGAAGACUAUUAAACAGAGAUUUUCAAUGGAAAAUCUAAUAGAAACUAUCCGAGAUGAGUUAGAUGACACCAAGAAGCCAGAAACUGUACAGCCAAAUUCUGUACAGCCAAAUUCUGUACAGCCAAAUCCUAUACAGCCAAAUCCUGUACAGCCAAAUCCUGUGGUAAAUGCGCAAGAAGUAAUGGCUAAAACCGUGGAAAAUAAGACAGAAAUGGCUGAGGAACCAACCGUACUCGAUACUAUGAAGUCGUCCAAUAUCCAGAAGAAACAGCCCUCAACAAACACAGCAAACGUUUUGCAAAAACCGAACCCUCCAGAUGAAGACAAUGAUCCGUACCAGGAAAAUGAAAACCUUUUCAGCUUUUGUGAUUAAACUUUAGAAAUCUUAUUGCAUUAAAAAAAUAUUUAUCCCCUCAAAUGUCUUUCAGAAACUAUUGCGUGAAUUUUGUAUAUUACUCCAGCGAUGAGUGGCAUUUUUAUAAAUGAGCUAUCUAACAUAGAAUUGAAAUCGCUCCAAAAGUCACUGAAUAUAAGCGAAAAUAAACAAGAAAACCUUAUGUAGAAUAACUCAAUCAGUAUUAUUGUACUAUCUAACUUAAGCGCUUUUGCCUCUUAACAUAUUGACGGCAGAGACAAAUUAAUAAUUUAGUUAGCAGAAUUAGACAUUUUAAAUAAUGGAAGUUUUGUAUUGAUGUACAUAAUUUGACUUUAAAACAUUUGGAUACUUCAAGCAAGUAUAGGGAAAAUGUAUGUAGUUUAUCGAGAGAGAAUAUUAUUUAUUGCAAAGGAAACUGUCUCCUGCUGAGUCGUUAAUUGGUAACAUAAUCCCAUUGUACCCAGCAUCCCUGCGCUAAUGGUUUAUGUAAAACAUCCCUCUUGUCGAAGACGUGCACUUUAAAUAUGAGCCUCUCAAUUUUGCUUCGCCUGCAUUGCAAAUAAUUGAACAAUAAAUUAUUAAAGCAGUCUUAAUCCAGUGGCGUUAUUGAACCCGCCUUUAUCGAUUUAUUUUUUCAAAUAUACCGUCUAUCAAUAUGAAUUGAUGACAUGCGUCAAUACAGCUGAACACCGAAUUGCCUGUAAGAAAAUAUUCAAUUGGUUGUGAGACCUGAUAAACCUUUGUGAAAUCCUCAUGGUAGUGAUUUAUAAUAAAUUCUAUGCCUUUUACGAAAUGAA